Messenger RNA from Papaver somniferum (opium poppy), 394 nucleotides. Its product is annotated as probable serine/threonine-protein kinase At1g54610. The record is from RefSeq and is a predicted model, not a curated record. Lineage: Eukaryota; Viridiplantae; Streptophyta; Magnoliopsida; Ranunculales; Papaveraceae. Bases 41 to 394 code for a protein of 117 amino acids. Gene Ontology annotation, biological process: protein phosphorylation. Gene Ontology annotation, molecular function: ATP binding; protein kinase activity. The transcript is spliced from 2 exons.
AGCUGCUUCAAUUAAUUUUCCUAAUCGCAAUGAAUCGGGUAUGGUUAGUGAAGCAGUACCUGUCCUGUAUCGGGCACCAGAGUUUUCUUCAUACCAUCCUGCAUACAGCAGUGCUGCAGAUCUUUGGGUGGUCGGUUGCAUCUUAGCCGAGUCAUUGGCUACGAAACCUAUCAUACAGACACUUCAAGUGGAAGAACACUGCAACCCGUAUAAUAAACACGGCAGAAGAAAGAAUUUUAAAGGUUUUCCACCAUCAUCAUUGACGUUAUUGAAAACUCUUCUGGCAGAUAAUCCAGUUGCACGACAAUCUGCUUCUGCUGCAUUGGCAAAUAAAGUAAUGUUCCCACAGUUUUGUUAUUCCAAACUUCCCACAAUCAUUAAUAUUCCAUCAUGA